GCUGGGUCGGUGUUUCUAGCCUAGUUCAUUCGCCGGCGGGUCUCUCCACUGCGCCGUCGGGAUGGCCACGUUGUGAGUAGCACAAGGCGCAAAUGGAGAGGUCAUCUGACUGGAAAUGCUACCAUACAACGAAAAGAGCUGGGCAUGGGCACGGCUUCGAGGAGCUGGAGGCACAGCAGGACGAACGAUCCGAAUUCCGAGGUGCGUUUACCCACCGUUAGCUCUCCUUUUGUACGCGCUGGGGGUACUUCAACGAAUUUCGCUUCUUUGAGCAUCGUGAGAGAAAACUCUUGGCAGGCUUCGGAGCCACUCAGUCAUGAAUGCGCCGAUUCUUCAAAGGGUCUCGAAGCCAGUGGCGCAACGCGAGUGCGUAACGGCGAUUCGCCAUGGCAGGGGCCCAGCUGGAGUCGAGUCGGUGACAGCAGCGGCGUGGCACAAGAUGCAACGCGGAGGGUGCUCGUUGGGCAGACAGGCUCUACGACAGCUGCGGUUUCCGGCGUGCCACGUCCAUGGCGGCAGUGUCACAGCCACGAGCGAGAAAAGCCCGCCGCACUGCACCGGCGACUAAGGCUGGGCGGGCAUGCAUUGCUCGGGCCUGUCUAUGGUGUGCCUGGGCGACGAAAAUAACGCGCCCGUUUCAUGUAGCGGGCGCAGCAGGCAGCGCUGAGGCACGAUGGAAAGCGUCAUGGUCAAGAGGACGGAGGAUGAGGAGGAUAUGGGGGAGAGGGAGAGAGCCUCGGAUGAGGAAGGUCGGCGCAUGUGCG
Molecule: messenger RNA, 764 nt
Organism: Mytilinidion resinicola
Lineage: Eukaryota; Fungi; Ascomycota; Dothideomycetes; Mytilinidiales; Mytilinidiaceae
Exons: 1
Coding region: 145-627 (160 amino acids)
Source: RefSeq, a predicted model, not a curated record